GCGUCGAUUUAGGGGCAGCGACAGUUCCGUAGGAAAUUGGAGUUGAAAAGCACGUUGCUUUGGUCGAGAGGGGGGACAGUUGUUGACCAUUUAAUCAUCAGGAUUGGAAAUUGAGUAUUCUGACAGUAUGCCAACAUCAAGUGAAAACAUACUUUUUGGGAUGGGCAAUCCCUUGCUUGACAUUUCAGCUGUUGUGGACAAGGACUUCCUUGACAAGUAUGGCCUGAAGCCCAAUGACCAGAUCCUCGCUGAGGACAAACACAAAGCCUUGUUUGACGAAAUUGUCAAGAAGAACAAAGUUGAAUACCAUGCUGGUGGUUCCACCCAGAACUCAGUGAAAAUUGCCCAGUGGAUGAUCCAGAAACCCCACAAGGUGGCCACCUUCUUUGGCUGCAUUGGCAAAGACCACUUUGGGGAGAUCCUGAAGAAGAAGGCGGCGGAGGCCCACGUCGAUGCCCAUUACUAUGAACAAAAUGAGGAGCCCACUGGUACCUGCGCGGCCUGCAUCACCGGGGACAAUAGGUCCCUUGUUGCUAACCUGGCAGCGGCAAACUGCUACAAAAAGGAAAAACACCUGGACUUGGACAGCAACUGGGAGCUGGUGGAGAAAGCCAAGGUCUAUUAUAUUGCGGGUUUUUUCCUGACUGUGUCCCCGGAGUCGAUCCUCAAGGUGGCUAAGCACGCCUCUGACAACAACAAAGUCUUCUGCAUGAACCUCUCUGCACCUUUCAUCAGCCAGUUCUUUAAGGAGCCUUUGAUGAAGGUCAUGCCAUACGUUGACAUCUUGUUUGGCAACGAGACGGAGGCAGCCACUUUUGCCAAAGAGCAAGGCUUUGAGACAGAUGACAUUACAGAGAUCGCAAAGAAAACCCAGAACCUGCCCAAGGAGAACAAGAAAAGGCAGCGAGUGGUGGUCUUCACCCAGGGCAAGGACGACACUGUUGCAACCGUCGGUGAGAAGGUGACCAUGUUCCCUGUUUUGGACAUCGACCAGAAUGAUAUUGUGGACACUAAUGGAGCAGGAGAUGCCUUCGUGGGAGGAUUUCUGUCAGAGCUUGUCCAGGAGAGAUCGUUGGAGGAGUGCAUCCGGGCUGGCCACUACGCAGCCAACGUCAUCAUCAGGCGGGUCGGAUGCACCUUCCCAGAGAAACCAGACUUUCAUUGAUGCAGCCGAGCACCGCUUCGUCUUUUCCUAAGAUACUUGUAUAUGUAUGCCUCAAGAUUUUGUGUAAAAUUUUUAUAUUUACAGUGACUCCACGGGGAACAGGUGUUGCAACUUGAAUACUUUCUCCAACUUGCAGCAUCAACUCAGAUGUUUUAAUACAAUUUAAACAAUGCAUUUGCUUCAUUUACCAUAUGUUGGGAUAAUAAUGGUUUUAUUUAACGCACUGUCAUGCAGCAGACCCUUUGGGUUUUGGUGCCAUUAUUGGUUGUUUCCAGUAAUUGACCAUUCUAACUGGACUAAAUAGGAAAGAAAUAUUCUCUGAUGUUAUAACAUAAGUGAAAUAAAUAUCAAGCUCACUGAAAAAUCAUCAAUAUUGAUAUAUUAGUUUAACCAGUAGUGCAAGUCUUUUUUUAUACAUAUAUAUAUAUAUACACUUCAACUCAGGCAACAAAUACAAAAACAAUGUUACAACACACAGACUCUGUGUCUUUCCAGUCAUUAUUUAAUCAACGAGAGGCUCCAUCAUGCUAAUCAUUUCUGGACAGCUUAGCCCCCCUCAUUAGCAGGGGGGUCCAGGCCAGUCUGGUGCCCUGGUUCCGCUCAGUAAUCUCCGCUGGUGCUGGGUCGGGUCCUAACUGGGCACUCACAGAGCCUGGAUCUCCAUCGCAUAGCUAAAGGAGGUCAUUUUUCUCAGUUAAGGGAUUAGUGGUUGCUCUUCAUGGUGAUCAUUAGAGAGACCUGAAAAUUAGGCUGAUCCUUCGUACCCAGCUGUGCUGUCGCUGGGGGUUGGAGACAAGGAUCAGAGGGAGGCCCCUCCCCUCCCCCUGCCACAGAGUACGGGCCAACACAAGUGUCGGACAGUGUGUCUCAACAGUGUUUUGUGAAAAACAAUUCACCACUCUCAUCUGUUGUAGAAAGAAGUGUGAUUGACUAUAUCAUUUUAUGCUAAAAAAAGAACCUGUUAGAUCAUAUUUUCCUUGUUUUUUGAGCAUUAGUAAAUGUCAGGAAGAAUCCAUUUUCGCACUGCCUGCACAAGGGCUCUGUUUUCAGUAAUAAGGCAUAGUUUAUGCAUUUAUGCUAAUCAGGGGCAUCUAGGUGAAAACAUUCUCCAGCCAAAAUGUUAUUAACAACUUUGAGACACUUUUUUUCAUCAGCAUUUUUAAGGUUUCACACAGAUGCGCUUUGAAAAGGACCACAUUUCUGAUUGGGCAAGAUCACACUCCAUGGCAGCUGGUUCAUUUGCUUCUCAAGAUGACAGAUGGCAAAACACAAACACAAAAAGAGGGAGCCAUGAUUAAGUAAUGAGAAUGCUUACCACAAUAAGGAAACUACUAAACAUACUUUUCACACUUUUCCUAGUAAACUUUGCUUUACUCAAUGAAUACAGGAGGCGGAAAAACAAACAAUAAACACAUAUAAUUAAUUUUAAUUUUACAGUUGUUGUAUGGUAUUUUGGCCUCUUUCUUUUGCAAGCUGCACAGUCCUAAACAUUUUGAACAUGCCUAAUGCCAGGUUGUGUAGAAAUCUCUCUUAAGCUACAAAGAUUUUGAACAAUAUAUGCUGUUAACAACUUUGAAGUAGGGAGGGAAAAACUUGACUCUUUGGUAUUUGCCUACAAAUGUGGGUUCAUGACCAGAAUCUCUUCUUUGAAUGCAGGCAAAGGAGUAACUGGGGCCCCGGCCAGUGUUUUGCCCCGCAGAUGGGCAGCAGUGUUUGUGAACACCAGUGUGGCAGUUGGCAGGGAUUGAGUAGGGGGAUGGGCAGAUUGCAAUGGCACAUGCUCCAAUUCAAAUUAUCCCUGGACCCAUGCAGCAGUGGAGGACCUGCUGGGGCCCAGGGUGGCAUUCAUUAUAACCAGACACAAGCGGGUUUGGUCAGUGCCUCUGUCGUGACACGAAUCCUCACCUCAUCAAAUCACAACACCCUUUAUUCAAAUUCCCUGUCACUCAUAUAAACACAUUACAGCAAAUGAAACAAGCGUUUAUCUGUAUACUUGUCUCCCUAGCUGUUACUAGAUGAAAAUAAGUUGCACUGCAGGAAAAAAAUAAAACUAAAUGAUUCAAACCACUGCAAAAAAAAAAAAAAAAAAAAAA
This is a messenger RNA of Myripristis murdjan (pinecone soldierfish), 3258 nucleotides long. It is a transcript of the gene adkb, whose product is annotated as adenosine kinase b. The coding region runs from base 128 to 1165 and encodes 345 amino acids. Lineage: Eukaryota; Metazoa; Chordata; Actinopteri; Holocentriformes; Holocentridae. Gene Ontology annotation, biological process: purine ribonucleoside salvage; purine nucleobase metabolic process. The record is from RefSeq and is a predicted model, not a curated record. Gene Ontology annotation, molecular function: adenosine kinase activity. The transcript has 11 exons. Gene Ontology annotation, cellular component: nucleus; cytosol.